CCCCGCAGGUCUGGCCGGCAGCCCCGUUAUCUCCGAUAUCUCCCUGAUCCGCCUCUCGCCCGCCGCCGUGGCGACCGGAGACUCUCCCUUCAGCCCGCCUCACCCGUACGUCAACCCUCACAUGGAGCACUACCUGCGCUCCGUGCACAGCAGCCCCACCCUGUCCAUGAUCUCCGCAGCCAGAGGACUCAGCCCCGCCGACCGUGACAUCUUAAAGGAACGCGGACUGUUCGGCCUCCUCCCUCCUCCGGGGCAGCCAGGCCGAUUAUUACAACUGAUGGCCCAGCCACCGGGCCCGUACGGCAGCCGAGUGCACAUGCAGAGGGCCGCCGGCACACGGCGAGGGGCUCACCUGUCCGACUAAUCACCCAUCGACGUGUCGCGGUUCUCCAGCCCCAGACUGACGCCCAGGCUGAGCAGGAAGAGGGCGCUCUCCAUCUCUCCGCUGUCGGACGCCAGCAUCGACCUCCAGACGAUGAUCCGCACCUCUCCCAACUCGCUGGUGGCCUACAUCAACAACUCGCGCUCCAGCUCGGCUGCCAGCAGCUCCUACGGACACCUGUCGGUUGGAGGCCUCAGCCCGUCCUUCCCCUUCCCUCAUCCCAUCAACCCCAUGGCCUACCAACAGCUCCUCUCCCAGCAGCGGGGGCUCAGCGCCUUCGGUCACACUCCGCCUCUCAUCCAACCUCCGCCCACCUUCUCCAGCCGUCAGCCCGGCCUCGGCCUCUCCUCCCUGCCCGCCCACAACAGCGACCUGUCGUCCAAGGUAAACACAUUUAACACAGAAUUAUUUAGUAACCUCAGCAGCGACUCGGCAGUCAGCAGCACAGUUGACCCCAUGAUCACCAAAAGGUCAAAGGUCAAGACUGAAGCAGAGGGGUUGAGGCCGCUGGAGCCGCAGCCUCCUAACCAUCACGGUAGCCUGCUGGACUUGAAGGACGAUGUGGAUCGGGACGAGUGUAAGCAGGAGCCGGAGGCCGUUUACGAGACUAACUGCCACUGGGAGGGCUGCAGCAAGGAGUACGACACGCAAGACCAGCUGGUCCACCACAUCAAUAAUGACCACAUCCACGGAGAGAAGAAGGAGUUUGUGUGCCGCUGGGAGGACUGUUCGCGGGAGCAGAAGCCCUUCAAAGCUCAGUACAUGCUGGUGGUUCACAUGCGGCGGCACACAGGGGAGAAACCACACAAGUGCACGUUCGAGGGCUGCGCUAAGGCCUACUCCCGUCUGGAGAAUCUAAAAACCCAUCUGCGCUCGCACACCGGCGAGAAACCGUACGUCUGCGAGCACGAAGGAUGCAACAAAGCCUUCUCCAACGCCUCAGACCGAGCCAAACACCAGAACAGGACACACUCCAACGAGAAACCCUACGUAUGUAAGAUCCCCGGCUGUACGAAGCGCUACACAGAUCCCAGCUCUCUCAGGAAACAUGUGAAGACGGUCCACGGCCCUGAGGCGCACGUCACCAAGAAGCAGCGCAGCGACCUGCCGCCGAGGCCGCCGGCGCCCAGGGAGAACGGUGAGAACGAGGCGGGGGACAGAGAGAGAAUCCAGAGGGAGGACAAGAUGUCAGACAGCAGCUCCCACAGAGGCGUGGAGGACUACCUGCACGUCAAAUCCAUCAAGACGGAAAACUCUGUGAUGUAUCAGUCCAGCCCUGGCGGUCAGUCAUCAUGUAGCAGCGAACCAUCACCACUUGGCAGUGCCACCAACAAUGACAGUGGAGUAGAAAUGGCGGUGCACAGCGGGGGAAGCCUGGGGGACCUCAGCACCCUGGAUGACCUGCCCUUUGUAGAGUCCUUGGGCUGUGAAGAUUCCACCGGUGGGGUUGCGGUGGCGGGUCUCCACUUCCGAAAGCAGCUAGCCACCAGCCAGCGCCUGGAGCAUCUGAAGAAGGAGAAGCUGAAGACAGUGAGGGACUCGUGUCGGUGGGCCAGCAACCCUACACCCCUGGUCCUCGGCACCAAGCUCCCACCCAUACCAGCAGGCGGGUCCCUCCUGGAGAGUCCAAGUAUGGGUGGUGGUCCGGUGUCCUUCCCUGGUUCCGGCUUGGGUGAUCUGAGCUCUGGUAAAAUGACUCUACUAGAAAACCUUUCAGAGCGCCGUGACAGCACCUCCAGUACCCUAAGCUCAGUUUACACCCUAAGCCGCCGCUCCUCAGGCAUCUCCCCUUGCUACUCUAGUCGGCGCUCAAGCCAGGCCUCGCAGUUCAGUGCCAACCGCCCCAGCAACCUUAGCUCUGCCGACUCCUACGACCCCAUCUCUGCAGACAUCUCACGGCGCUCCAGUCAGGCCAGCCAGUGUGGGGGAAGCAGCGGAGGAGGGUACGAAGGAAGGGGCUUACCCAGCCCCCUCAGCCUGACCCCAGCCCAGCACUACCAUCUCAAGGCGAAAUAUGCUGCUGCCACUGGAGGUGCACCACCUACGCCUCUUCCAUACAUGGACCGAAUGUAUCUAAAGACCCACACAGCCCUGUACAGCGACUCCCAGGAAUCCUCCACCAUCAACAAAAUACCUUCCAGGCAGUACAGCAGCUACACCACGUGGAGCUUGAUGCCCCAUGAGGUCCCGUCUAACAUCCCCCGCAGAGCCAGUGACCCUGUGAGACGCGUAGGCAUGGAUUAUCUCAGCCAGCCACAAAUGCAACGCUACAAUAGCAUGGGCACACUGAGCGGAGGUGUCACCAUGCAGCCCCAUCCACCUCUUGCAGCAGAUCGCCAACAGUUAUUAUCACAGCAAGGCUGCCUGCGCUCGGAUGGUAGUCCCCACCGCUACCCUUACAGCGUUCGACCGCCCAGUAUUUCAGAGGACGUCACCAUGGAGAUGAUAACAGGUGACAUCCCUCAGGAAGACCUGAUGCUGCCUGACCUCAGCACUGACAACAGACACAACAGAGAGAAUCAACAAGAUUUCCAAGGAACCCCCAAUCUGCAGCAGCAGUGGUACAAUCAGAGAAGGAUGGCCAUCGUGAAUACCAACAUGAACCUGCCCAGUCAGGUUCUGGCCACCUCCAGCACAAGUUCAUCUUCACAGAGAGAUAGUAAGGACAACUUACUCCUUCAGUUGAACAAAGUCUCUUUGGGACCAAUGGAUGACAGCCAGCACUACUCCAAACUACAGGUCAAAGGAAACCUUGCUGUCCUCCAACAAAACUUUGGAUCUUUUCACAACAAUCUCAGUUCCAACCAGCGAAUGAUUCAAAACCCUGCUAACACAAUACAGCAGAGAUGUAAACAGUUAAAUAACGAACCAGGAGCAAACUGCUUCCAGCAGCAGAGAUUCCAGCAGUCAUCAAAUCUCAAUGAAGGAAUAAGCUCUCAGUACAGGUUCAACAAAGGCAUCAGUCCCUAUGAUAAGAAUGGUAACACCACCUGUCCACCUUUUAAUAACACAACAGCAGUCAACGGGAGCAUGCUGAGCCCCACAUGCAAACAGGAGCCAGCUGACAUGGAUACUAUUGACAUGCAUUUUGCUGAUGCUGGAUUUCAGCCUGUGCAAGUUAAAAUUGAGGACUGUGAUGGAUCAAUCAUGAUUUCAGAUCAGCAGAACUGUAACAUGGCCUCCCACAAUCCCUUGCAAAGUGGGAUUCAGAGGCAUCUCCAACCAAGGCCACCAACAGUACCUAAAUCUCAAAACAGGCACCUUUCGGGGCCAAAGGUUAUGCUGCAAACAAGGCAUCCAAGUAAUGCUAACCUGGAUGUUGCUUCCAAAUUACCCAGUAGUGGAGUUUUAGGACUUCAUUGCAGCGACAACUCUGAUGACAAUGCCGUGUAUUACACAGGGCAGAUUCGAGUAUUUGAGUCCAACGGGAACUUGGACCAUCAAGUGUCCCCUGUAGUGACUGUACCUCCUUUUGAAGAUGAGGCAGCGUCUCCAAGUUCAAACAACAACAACCGGGCAUCCAGGACUGUAGACUGUAACGCAGCACUGGAGCAGGCCCAGAUAGACUUUGAUAGCAUGCUGGAUGAUGGGGAUCACUCCAGCCUUAUGUCGGGAACCCUGAGUCCAGGUCUGCUCCAGAGCUUGUCCCAGAGUUCCUCUCGCCUGACAACGCCCAGGAACUCGGUGACAUUGCCCUCUGUGCCGGUGGCGACGGGAAACAUGGCCAUCGGGGACAUGAGCUCGUUGCUGACUGCUCUGGCAGAAGAGAACAAAUUCCUCAACUUGAUGUCUUAGCCACACGUCGUUGCGAACUGUUUUGACCGUCAGAAACGUAUUUGCAGAAUUUUUUAACUCCAGAUGCACAAUAAACAUUCAAACAACUUGAUGUGAUUGUGUGCCAAAAAGCCUCUGCAAUAUGUGACUCUUGUUUUCCUGUACAGUCUCAUUUGUUAAUUAUUUAAAAUGGCCGUUUUCUAUCCUUUUUUGAAAAGCCAUGUUUUAGUUUUUUUGCCUUAGGUAUAGUAAAUAUGAUGUAAACAACAGAAUUAUUUCAGUUGUUAUACAGGUCUGCAGUAAGAUCAGUUUACUAAGUGCCUGGCUCAGCCAAAACAUAUGCAUGUUGUGCAUAUGAAUACAUCUAAAAUGUGUAAAUGCAACCAGGUAAUUAUCUGAUAUUCGCAUAUUUGGAAUGUACCAUCAGCACUCACUUGUUUUACACUGUAAAUUACUUGAGCUAUUCUAUAUCAAGUUGCUCAUUUCUGCUGCAAUCUUUUUUCUCCCAUCAACACAGCAUUUCAAGUAUACAGUCACAGUCUUCAGUGAGCCGUUAUUUGAUUGCUGCAUUGCUGCUGAGAUUAACUGUGACUUCUCCAGUGUCAGGCAUCAGAGACUUGAUUUGUGGCUGAAUUAUGAACCCAUGCAUUGAUAAAUCGGUUGUGCUCUGGCAGCAAGAAGAG
This is a messenger RNA of Morone saxatilis (striped sea-bass), 4839 nucleotides long. RefSeq names its product zinc finger protein GLI2-like. Lineage: Eukaryota; Metazoa; Chordata; Actinopteri; Moronidae. Gene Ontology annotation, molecular function: RNA polymerase II cis-regulatory region sequence-specific DNA binding; DNA-binding transcription factor activity, RNA polymerase II-specific. Gene Ontology annotation, biological process: regulation of transcription by RNA polymerase II; smoothened signaling pathway. The record is from RefSeq and is a predicted model, not a curated record. Gene Ontology annotation, cellular component: nucleus.